AUGGCGACACGAAAUCUCGGGACGAUGUCGGACUCGGUCCUGCAAGACUACCACACCAGGCGGCAUACGAGCGGCCUGAAUACCGAGGAACUCGAGGCGCCACUCGCGCUCGUCCACAGCACGAGCCGAAUCAAUUGGCUGACUGCACGAUACGACCCCGACGACUCGCAGCGGCUGCAGCUGCUCGCCACGGGCGAGGGUGGGUUUGAAGAGCUACUGGGCAGCCUCGACGACAACCUCGUCAUUUACGGCUGCUUCAUGUUUGCGGCGGCCAAUCAGGUCAAGUGCGCAUUUGUGAGCUGGGUUGGCGAGGGUGUGAGCGGUCUCGAGCGCGCACGCGUGAGCAUGCACCGAAGCGACAUGCAGGCCUUCGUGCAGCCUGUGGCGUCCUUCGACAUCCAGGAGCGCGAGGUGCCAGCUGCUCUCUCGGCCGCUGUCAAGGCGUCGAUCGCGACUCAGGUGGGCGCGUCUCUCCUCUCCUACGAUGGCCUCGCGCACAUCUCGCUGGACACCAACAACAUCGAGGCGGAGGGGGAGGAGUCCGCCGAGGAGGUGCAUGGACGGUCCGAGCUCGAGCCGCUGCCGUCGGCGCCUCCAACGACCGACGCCGACACGGGUUUGCUCGAGGCGCUCUGGGCCGGCGAGGGACUUCCCGCGGCACGCGCGGCGGCGCUGGCGAAGGAGGUUCCGCAAUCUCUGCUGGGUGAGGUGCUGUGGGUGUGGGGCGGGCACGAGCAGCUGACGCCGGAGGCGGCCGCCGGACUGCUCUCUGCUGCGUCAGAGGAGGCGGCGGAGGCGGCGGAGGCGGCGCCACACCCGGGCGAGGCUCUUCGGGGAGAAGGGCUGCGGCUGUCGCUGUGCUUGCUGCUCCGCGUUCAGAUGCUGCGCGAGGGCGACUGCCAUCCGCGAGGCGCCACGGAGUGGGGCGUCGAGUUUGCGCGCAAGCGUGGCGGGCUGGGGCUGCUCAGCCUCGCAGCGCAGCAGCUGGUGUCGCGUCAUCCGCAGUGGAUGCUGACGCGACACCAGGCGCUCUCGUGCCUCGAGGCAGCCUCCUGUGCCCUCCUUGGCCUCUCCGCCGAAGCGCCACCGCCGCCCAAGCCGGUGCCCGAUCGGUUGGUUGGUCCGACUGUGUUUGGCGAGAUCUCCCCGGCGCUCGACCGGCUGCGCGAGAGCGUCGGGCCGGAGGUGCAGGCGCUGGUGCGGGACCAUUUCGUGCGAGAGCGCGCGGCCAAGCAGCUGAGCGAGGCGGAGAGGGUCGGGCAGGAGGUCGGCGCCAUUGGUGGCGUGCUGAAGAAGGGCUCGCUCACUUUCCUCGACCAGCGGCGGUGGAACAACAUCGCGAUCGGCCUCUCGAAGCUCGGCCUCGACAACGCAACCAUCCGCACGGCGGUGGUUGCGGCCGACGAGUCUGUGCUCACCCCGAGCGCGGUCGAGCUGCUGCUGCCCUGCCUUCCGACCGCCGACGACAUCGAGGCGAUCGCCCCGUACGACGGCGACCCGGAGCUGCUCGCGACGGUGGAGCGCUUCUUCUGGGAGGUUGCGCUCGCGCAGCAGAUGCUCGAGAGCCUCGGCCGCGCCUGCAGCCAGGUCCUUCUCGCGUCCGGAUUUGAGGAGCUGCUCGGCCUGCUCGUCCUCGUCGGCAACGAGAUGAACCAAGGCACGUCGCGCGGCAGCGCCGCCGGCUGCCACUUGACCAUCCUGAGCCGGCUCGACGACGUCCGCUCGAUGGGCGCCAAGCAGCGCACGAGUUUGCUGCAGCUGCUCGUGGCCCUCGCCGAGGACCGGCUCCCUUUGUCGGCGGGCCGCGCCGGGCGCUGGCCGGAUGAGCUCGAGGGGGCGGCCGAGGCGAGCGGCGUGUCGUGGAAGCGCAUCACCGCCGAGCUUCGCGAGCUGGAGCGCGGCGCCGCACUCGUGGAGCGCGUGUGCAGGGGCGUCGCGGCAAAGGCGCGGGGCGGCGAGCCGGACCCCUUCUCCGUCGCGAUGGGCGCUUGGCUCGGCGACGCCGUCGCACAGCAGGAGGCGCUGCAGGCGCUGCUCUCCCAGACGCGCCGCCUGUACGUCGCGAGCGCGGCGCGGCUCGGGAUCGAAGCGGGCAAAGACGGAGACGACCACGGGCCAGAGAAGCUCUUUGAGUUGCUCGCCACUUUCCGGACGCAGCGCGCGAAGCUGCCCUUCAACACGAAGGCGAGCAGGCCCAAGGCUACUGUCGCCGGCGCGGGCGGCAGCGGCAAGGAGUGCCGCACGUGCGGACGCGACGCUUGCUUCGUCUGCAGCCGAAAGGUGUAUGACGCGGAGCGGCUCGUCGCCGCCGGCCGCCUCUUCCACCGCAAGUCGCCUGGCCACCCGGGCUGCUUUCGCUGCGCGCACUGCGACGUCACCCUCUCUGCGACCAGCUUCUCGCACUAUGUCUACGGCGAGCUGCGCAUCCCCUUCGAAGCGGAGGACGGGUGGAUGCGCGUUCGUGAGACGUCGCUGCCGCAAAAUUGGCUGCUGCUGAGCUACUCGCGGGCCGACCCCGACUUGGUCGAGAUUGUCGGCGAGGGAGACGACGGCCUCGCCGCGCUGCGCGCCGCUGCUUGCGACUCCGGCCGCGUCUACUGGGCCUUCUUCCUGGUCGUGGGCGUCGACACCCGCCGCGGCGUCGUCUCGCGCCGGCCAAAGUACGUAUUUGCGACGGUGGGCGGGGCGGAGGUGGACGUGCGCACGCGGACGCGGGCGCUGCUGCACACGGGUGCGGUCGGCGCGGUGCUGCAGGAGGCACACCUCCACUGCGAGGUGGAGUCGGCGGAGGAGCUCAGUGACGCAGCCGUGGCGGCCCGGCUGGCGCAGAUAGGGGGCGCGCACCGGCCAAACGGCUACGACUUCGGCGACGGCGGCGGGGCGGUUCGGGUGGAGGAGGAGUGA
Messenger RNA from Emiliania huxleyi CCMP1516, 2904 nucleotides. RefSeq lists its product as hypothetical. The transcript is spliced from 9 exons. The coding region runs from base 1 to 2904 and encodes 967 amino acids. NCBI's taxonomy places the organism in Eukaryota, Haptophyta, Isochrysidales, Noelaerhabdaceae. Gene Ontology annotation, molecular function: actin binding. The record is from RefSeq and is a predicted model, not a curated record.